Messenger RNA from Armigeres subalbatus, 1944 nucleotides. RefSeq names its product probable inactive serine/threonine-protein kinase DDB_G0280131. The record is from RefSeq and is a predicted model, not a curated record. The transcript has 4 exons. NCBI's taxonomy places the organism in Eukaryota, Metazoa, Arthropoda, Insecta, Diptera, Culicidae. Bases 151 to 1329 code for a protein of 392 amino acids.
ACGUAUUAGAGCGGUCUACAGACCGUCGACAAUCGGUUUCAGCAAUCAAGCACCAACGGGACGGUGCCGUGUGAAUUAAGUUACGUUGACCUGUGAUUCAGAAGUGAAUGAUCGUGAUCAAUAUCGAGUAGGAAAAAAGUGCUAAUCAUAAUGAAGAUCAUAACACUGGCCUUUCCGGUGUUCACGAUGUGCAUCGUAUCGCCAGUGCUCGGCGUCGAUGAUGAUUUCAACAUUGAUGUGAAGCAGAGGAAUGCCGAAGUGUACCAUGAGCAAAGUUCGAAGAAAAAUGAAUUCAAUUACGGGUAUCAGGUGGAAAAGGAGAACAGCCAAUUUCAACAUAAAGUGAAAGGACCGGAUGAUGUCACUUAUGGAUGUUAUGGCUAUAUAGAUCCAACCAAUGAGAAACAUUUGUAUUAUUAUGUAGCAGAUCGAUUGGGAUACAGAUUGGUUCCACCCAAUCAACCAACGAAGAUUUUCACCGAAAGAGUUACCAGCAGCGUAAACAAACUAAACGAUGCGUUGAAAGAUAAGAAGUUGGAUGAAAAGGUGGUUUCAUGGAAUGAUCUAUAUCUGCCUGAUUCUUGUAGAAGGCUGAAUGAGAUUCUUACAAUCUCAACCCCCGCUCCUCAACCCAUUCAAACUGAUUCGAACGGAAACAAUGGUCGCGUUAUCGGAGUCUCAGUAACUACCAAAGCACCAGCAGUUAUCACCACACCGGCCCCACCACCGACAACGAAGUUCAUUCAAAUUCCUUCCACAACUUCCAAACCUCCUCCCAGCAAACAAACCGUAAAUGUUGAUUCAUCAUCGGAUCAGCACAUAGCACAAACCAAUCCAGCGCCAAAAACUACGACACCAUCACCAGUCGCACAAAAUUCAUUCAACCCUGUUUGGGUUGCACCUUCCUCGAAUGCUCCCGCUCCGACGACAGUCGGGUACAAAUAUCCCGCACCGAAAAAUCCUCUUCCUUAUUGUCAACCCGAAAGCAAUCCGACCAUCGGUCCCUACAACGGCUAUGUGUAUCCAAUCCACGCCGAAUGCAGCUCAACCGAGUACAGCAUCCACCAACUGUUGGAUCAGAUGGAGGCACUCAAUCAGCAAGUUUUGCACUUAACCGCCAACAUGCGUGCCCUGCAGCAAUCGAACUCGACCUCCCCCGAUUGCCAGCAGUGGCUCGCCCGUCAGCAGUACCCGCUGUUGGUGUACGUUCCAAUCAUUUUGCCGCAGCAUCAUGGGGCCGGGUCCGAGGAUAGCGGCCCGCAGCAGAGCUUCAAAAAUCCCGCCAGCUACGCUUUCCAGAAGAUGUGCGAAGAAUGUAUUAGCAAAUAAUAAGAACAAACCACUCGACGAGUGGAUCUCUGACGAAGCGACGAAACUGAUGAUCGAUAAUUCGAGUGGCAGUAAAAACAGUUUUUUUUUUAUUAUUAUUCGUAGCCAUGCAUGUUAUUGAUGAUAAAUUCUCAGAUCGGUGUUUAUGGCCUUGUCACUGUAGGAGGUUAAGAUUUAUUAUGGAUAGACUUGGCAUGUGAAGUCUUGACCUUUUGUUUUGGCAAACUGGUUCGCAGUGUUAAUUGUUAAAAUAAUUAUUUGAUAAUCUAGGAUAUGUUCCGCUUACUCGGAGACGGUCAUGACCUGUUGAGAUUUUGAAUGCCCGAUGAUGUAUGAUAUGUAAAAUAUAGGUAUCAAAUAGGAAGUAGAUAUUAGAUGCACGAUGUUAAUGUUCUCCAUACGUCGGGGAUAUUUCUUUAAUCAUUCGAGAUACAAUAUGUUUUUCUCAAUUCGCUUUCAGUUGGGAUUGGCUCGCGUUUCAUACAGCUCUACUCCCGAAAGAGUAAACUGAAACAGCGUAUCAUUCAGAACGAGUAAAGAAUACAACUUCGCUAGUCGAUUGCUCGGAUUUUUGCUGACUUGAGAAUAUUUUAUGACAUGACGAAACAAAAGGUG